UCCCACCCCACCUGGUCAAUCAAUCAAUCAAUCAAUCACUGUCAUGAAGCCCAAGUGACAAACUAAAAAGCAUGAGGGAUUCUCCUCAAGGAUUGUCCUUCUAGAACCUACUGAUACAAGCCCAAGCCCAAUCAACAACCUCCAAAACUACAAAUCAAGCUAUCCGCAGGUGUGUCACUAAAUGCAUCUUGUGAUCGAAGGAGAUAUACUCACAAGGAGCAUCAGAUUCUCCACAAGCUGUCCAUUGAAAAUGCGUCUGCCCUACGCCCCCUCCGAGCCUCCCUCGUCGGACCCCGACGCCGUGGACAUCUACGCCCGCAUUGCCGCCCGUCGCAACCCACGCCCGCUUAUACCGCUCGAUCUAUCCCUCCUGCAUUCGCCCCCGGUCGCAGAUGGCUGGAAUAGCUUCCUUGGUGCCAUCCGGACCCGCACCAUCAUCGACCAGGGCCUACUUGAGCUUGCCGUCUGUCGCGUGGCGGUCUUGACCCAGGCGGUCUACGAAUGGAAUGCCCAUGCCCCACUGGCCCUGAAGGGCGGAAUUCAACCACAAGUGUUACAGGCGGUGCGGACGCUACCCUCUACCGCCACCGGGGAAGCUGGAGAGGUAUUGAAAGCCAAUGAGGCCUUGGAACAGAGCUCCUUGACGUCCCGGCAAAAAGCGAUCGUGCAGUAUGCGGAUGAAAUGACGCAGACGGUCAAGGUCCGGGACUCGACUUUCGGCCGAUUGCAAACGGAAGGGUUCUCGGAUCGCGAGAUCGUAGAGUUGACGACGGGCAUUGCGGGGUACAACUGUGUCAGCCGGGUGCUGGUUGCAUUGGAUGUUGGGGAGAAUAACGCGAAGGAAAUGAAGAGCGUGGAUGAGUUGGUUGGGAAAUAACAACUUGGAUCUAUGCACAGUGAUACUUUAGUCUAUACGGCAUAUGAUGAAUAUUACUCAGGUUGCAGCGCAGCUUCCUCG
Molecule: messenger RNA, 958 nt
Organism: Aspergillus alliaceus
Lineage: Eukaryota; Fungi; Ascomycota; Eurotiomycetes; Eurotiales; Aspergillaceae
Product: carboxymuconolactone decarboxylase family protein
Exons: 1
Coding region: 182-877 (231 amino acids)
Molecular function (GO): peroxiredoxin activity
Source: RefSeq, a predicted model, not a curated record